Bombyx mori (domestic silkworm) is the source of this 2691-nucleotide messenger RNA. RefSeq names its product tubulin glycylase 3A. The record is from RefSeq and is a predicted model, not a curated record. The transcript is spliced from 6 exons. Gene Ontology annotation, molecular function: protein-glycine ligase activity, initiating. Gene Ontology annotation, biological process: cilium movement; protein polyglycylation; cilium assembly. Bases 226 to 2658 code for a protein of 810 amino acids. Gene Ontology annotation, cellular component: axoneme; microtubule cytoskeleton. NCBI's taxonomy places the organism in Eukaryota, Metazoa, Arthropoda, Insecta, Lepidoptera, Bombycidae.
GUUUGUUCGAUUAUACAAAGUAAUUUGGUGUUUUUUUUUUUAAAACAACUUUAUAUUUCUUUAGAAUUGUAACAACUAUCCAAUGAUUAUUUUGUUAGCAUCAAAGGCUUUAUCACUCAAGGCUCUCAGCUUAGGUUCCAAAGUUUUUGACACAGCUUUAAACACAUGUUUGCAUCUCAGAAAAUCACUUCAAUAAAAAAACGAUGAACAGGUAAACACAAAAGGAUGCCUUCCAAAAAGAAAAAACUUUCAAAAAGAAAGCUAAAAGUUAAAUCUGAUUUACUUAGUAAAGGAAAACUGAAAUGCUGUCAUAACGAAACUAAAUGUACAACAUCGAAUAAUUAUGAAAAAACGACACCGACUUCCACUGGAAUUAAAAGUUCUUUAGACGAAGGCGGACUUAAACGAAUUCUUUCUCCUUUUAAUAAAUUUGCAAAUACAUCAUCAAAUCCUCGGAAAAACACGGUCAUUAAUAGUCCCUAUCGGUGUAUUGGACUAUCAUCCAAAGAAAAAAGUUAUAUUAUAAGUAACUGCCAAGCAAGAUCUACAAGGUAUUCGAAAUUGAAAAAUAUUGCAUUAAACGCUAUUCAGAAUCGCAAAAUAUUUUCUAUCUAUGGCCCAUGCAAUACUAUCAGAAAAUUAUUAUUGCAAAGAGGCUGGGUCGAAAAAAUUAACCCAGAUCAUAUGAAUUUGCUUAAAUUAAGAAACGGAAAUGUUUCCAACAAGACCGAAAUACACGGUGAACUUGAAAGAUUGCUGUUAUCAAACCUAGUUGAAAGCUAUAUACCGAAUUUCGUUUGGUACAAUAAAGAAAACGUUCAAAAUUCAAAUUUGAAUGUGAAAAAUGAAAACAUAACUGUCUGUAACAAAUUAAAAAUUGAUACAGCUUGGACAACAAAACAAGGCCUAUGUUCGUUGAUAAAACAAAAAGACUGGUUUUACAUAGAGAACACUGCAGAUGUAAUCGUUCCUCGCACUUACAAUAGUUACGAAGGCUGUGAAACCGAAGCAUUUGUGAAUGACUACAAAGUAACUGCGUGCACCGGUUUACUCAAGUGGAUACUUUCAAUGGUCGCUAACGAGAAGGCGGUGUUUUGUGAGACUGGAAAGAUUUCUUUGAACGUUAUGGUGUUUGCAUUAAAUAGAUGUAAAGAAUAUCUGUUCCAAAAACAACAUCUAGACAUCGAUCGCUCUCUGACCAGCGUAAAUUCGAAUCAAUGGAAUAACUUCUUGAAAAAAUAUUAUCGCAUUGUCUCCAGAAACGAACUAUUUCAUCUUACUAAAGAAGAAAAAAUACCAAUUUAUUUAAGCUAUGCCCAAUUUUUACUGAAGGAAAUACAAAAGUAUCGACCGCAAAUUAUUUGUGAAGGGUAUAACAACGUUUGGAUUCUGAAACCUGCUCAUUGCUCUAGAGGUAGAGGAAUACGGAUUGCUUCCAAAUUAGGAGUAAUUAAUGAUUUAAUAGCUAAAGCUAAUAGCAAAUAUGUUAUUCAAAAGUAUAUUGAAGAGCCUAUGUUAAUACACGAAACAAAAUUUGAUAUAAGGCAAUAUUAUUUGAUUACCAGUACAUAUCCUUUGAUUAUUUGGAUAUAUAAAGACUGUUAUUUGAAGUUCAGCUCUCAGAAAUAUAACCUUGGAAACUACCAUGAAUCUAUACAUUUAACUAACAACGCCGUACAAAGGAGAUAUAUGAACUGUGAAGAGCGCCAUCCUGAUCUACCCAAUAACAAUAUGUGGGAUUUGGAUACCUAUAAAGAUUAUUUAAAGGCAAUCGGCAAACCCUCGGUGUGGGAUGAUUUAAUAUAUCCCGGUAUGAAAAAGACAAUCACAGGUGUGAUGCUUAGUAGCCAAGAAACAAUGCCGGCUUGCAAGAAUCGCUUUGAACUGUACGGUUGCGAUUUCCUACUGGACAAAGAUUACAAGCCUUGGUUAAUCGAAAUCAAUGCAUGCCCUGAUCUCAACAGUACCACACGAGUCACCGCGAAAAUUUGUCCGGCCGUUUUAGCUGAUGUCAUUAAAGUUGUGAUAGAUUAUGCUGCUGACAAAAAUGCUUCGACCGGCAAUUUCGAAUGUGCAUACCGACAGACAAUAACCACACCUAACUACGGCGGAGCUGCUGAUUUUAUAGUUAAAGGUUUUCCUGUACCUCACGAUUAUUUCUAUAAAGGAAAUAUAAAACUAGAAGAAUCUUUUGAAGACAUCGAUAUGGAUAAGCCACGAGACGUUCAAGCUGUAUUGAAGAAAUUAAAACGGUUUUAUAACAGUAGUAACUGUACUGACAGAAUGUUACCUCUAGAAAAUAAUGAGUUAUAUUGUGACAAAGACGAUAUUAAUAGAAAAUCAUCACAUAAAACCGUGAGAUCGUUUCUCGAUGAUGACGCUGAAAAUUUGUUCAUAAAUGAUGAACGGAAGGAAAUGGAGACUUCUUUAGAAAAUUUCCCGAAUUUCAAAUCGCAUUUAUUCGAUAAUUAUAAGUUGUGUUCUGAAACAUCUUUGACUCGCUUAAAAAGUACUAAAAGUCUGACUAAUAUUAAAACACUGAUGAAAGAAUCAAACGAAACGUUUUUUGGUUCAGCACAUUUUGAAUCGGAUCGGUUGUUUAGUUUUACUAAAUUAGACGAAGUUUGUUCUCUGAGUCCCAGUUUAAUGGAUUAUUGAAUCUAUAAGAAAAAAAAGAUGAAUUGAAACUCU